Molecule: messenger RNA, 622 nt
Organism: Chrysoperla carnea
Lineage: Eukaryota; Metazoa; Arthropoda; Insecta; Neuroptera; Chrysopidae
Product: transmembrane protein 14C-like
Exons: 2
Coding region: 162-506 (114 amino acids)
Biological process (GO): regulation of heme biosynthetic process
Cellular component (GO): mitochondrial membrane
Source: RefSeq, a predicted model, not a curated record
ACGUCAUAUGACGUAGUGCAAGUCAUUAUACCGGGAUGUUAUUAUUUCAUAUUGUAUAAUUGUGUAUAAUAGAAAGUAUUUACCAAUAGUUUUCCUUACAUAAGAGUGUGGAACAUUUUGAAUUAUCUACCUAUAAAUUUGUUUUUUUGUGAAUUUCUAAAAUGGCUAUUGAUUUUAUUGGAUUUGCAUAUGCUGCAACUGUUGCUGCUGGUGGAAUUAUGGGCUAUGCAAAAGCAGGUUCCAUACCAUCACUAGGAGCUGGCAUAUUAUUUGGUUCAAUUUUAUCAUAUGGAGCGUAUCAAGCAUCUCAAUCUCCCCCAAGGUAUACAGUACAAUUAUUAGCGACUACAACCCUAGCUGGGGUUAUGGGAAUGCGAUUCUAUAAAAGUGGUAAAAUUAUGCCAGCUGGUCUUAUUUGUAUAAUGUCUACAGCAAUGUUGCUACGCACAAGCUUGAAAUUAGCGGGGUUCUUAGAGGGACCCCAAAAAGCAAUGCCAGUGGAAUAGAUAAAGAUGCUAGCGAAAUGGAAUUAGCUGAUGUAUGAGGAAAGACGUAUUUUAGAAUAACGUAUAGAUGUUGGUUUUUUAAGAUAUACUUUUUAUUCAUUUGUUUUAUAAGUAAU